Phaethon lepturus (White-tailed tropicbird) is the source of this 1686-nucleotide messenger RNA. RefSeq names its product WEE1 homolog 2 (S. pombe) (gene WEE2). Gene Ontology annotation, biological process: regulation of meiosis I; mitotic cell cycle; protein phosphorylation. Gene Ontology annotation, cellular component: nucleus. The transcript has 11 exons. NCBI's taxonomy places the organism in Eukaryota, Metazoa, Chordata, Aves, Phaethontiformes, Phaethontidae. The record is from RefSeq and is a predicted model, not a curated record. Gene Ontology annotation, molecular function: magnesium ion binding; ATP binding; non-membrane spanning protein tyrosine kinase activity. The coding region runs from base 4 to 1686 and encodes 560 amino acids.
GACAUGGAUGACUGGGACAACAGCGAUGAAUUCAUUCAGCGACUGGAUUUUUCCAGUUGUGGUGAAGAGAGUGAAGACAGAAGCAUACAUGAGGAGGAUGCCCUGAACUCAAGCCCUGCCAGGAGCUGCGAGUUCCAGAAGUGGCAAGGGAGCAGUCCUCUGCAAGUAACCCCUCAGAGAAAGCUUAGUGAGAUUUUCCUGAGCAGGACAAAAGCCUGGAUGAGUCCCACCCUGAAGUCUUCCCCAGCUGUGAGAGAGAGCCAGGGUAAUGCCGAGACACCACUACACAUCACCUGGAAAAAGCUGCAGCUGUGUGACACACCACACACUCCCAAGAGCCUGUUGUCAAAGACAGCUUUUCCUUCAUCUGGGACAAAGGUCCCACCCAAAGGCUUCCGACAUCUGAGAUUUACUCCUGGUGCUGACUCGGAUGACUCUACCCAAGCUUCUCUUGUCAACAUUAAUCCCUUUACACCAGAGUCAUAUCGACAAAUGCUCUUUCUUCCUAAUGGCAAGCAGAAGACCAGAGGAGGGCUGAAGAAUCCUGAUCCAAGAAACCAGAUAAAACAGGAGGUACCUACAAAGAGAUAUCCUCUGAAAGAGAGCAAUAUGGUUUCCCGCUACAAGAAGGAGUUUCUGGAACUAGAAAAAAUUGGUGUGGGGGAAUUUGGCUCUGUCUACAAGUGCAUCAAACGCCUUGAUGGAUGUGUUUAUGCCAUCAAACGCUCCAAAAGGCCUCUGGCAGGAUCCUCAGAUGAGCAGCUGGCACUGCGCGAGGUUUAUGCUCAUGCUGUCCUUGGACACCACCCCCAUGUUGUGCGCUACUACUCGGCAUGGGCAGAGGAUGAUCACAUGAUUAUCCAAAAUGAACACUGCAAUGGUGGGAGUCUCCAAGAUGUGUUGCUGGAAAAUGCAAAGCUUGGCCAGUAUUUCCUAGAAGCAGAGCUGAAAGAAAUAUUGUUACAAGUCUCUAUGGGGCUAAAAUACAUCCACAACUCUGGCCUUGUGCACCUGGAUAUCAAACCUAGUAAUAUCUUCAUCUGUCACAAGCUGGCAGUUGCAGGCCCUGCUGGGCAGGAAGAGAGUGACAGUGAAGACGAAUUCUCUUCUGGUGUGGUGUAUAAGAUUGGUGACCUCGGCCAUGUGACAUCAAUAACAAACCCCCAGGUGGAGGAAGGAGACAGACGGUUUUUGGCCAAUGAGAUUUUGCAAGAGCAAUACUGCGAUUUGCCGAAGGCAGACAUCUUUGCUCUGGCACUCACUGUAGCUCUAGCGGCUGGCACAGCACCGCUGCCUCACAAUGGGGCCAUGUGGCACCACAUCCGCAAAGGCAAUAUCCCACCGAUCCCCCAGAAGCUUUCUCAUUGCUUUCUUGAACUCCUUAAGCUCAUGAUCCACCCUGAUCCAGUGGAAAGACCUUCUGCCACAGCUCUUACUAAACAUCCAGUUCUCCGUCCUUCACGUGGCAAAGCUGUGCAGCUCCAGAAGCAGCUGAAUGUGGAGAAAUGUAAGACUGCCAUGCUGGAAAGGGAACUUAAAGCAGCCCGCCUUGCCCAGACCCUCAGGAAGGACCAGCUCUUAGGAAGUGCCAAAAUGCAAGAGUCUGAAACCUCUUCUAAGCAGAACAGCAAGCGCUUGGUGGGAGGGAAGAGCUGUCGCUCAUUUAGCUUUACUUUGGGUUACUGA